UCGCGCUGCCUAGGAGACGGGACGCGGGGCCGUCGGCUGACAGGGCCGGGCUGGCCGCGCCCACUCGGUCGCCAUGGAGCUUCCCCCAGGGCCUCGCGACGAUCCCCGCGCCUGGGACGAUGACUCGGACCCGGAGCCGGAGCCCGACCCCGACGCGCAGGCCGAGGCUUACGUGGCCCGCGUGCUCAGUCCGCCGAAAGUCGGGCAGGCGCUCCCGCGCGCGCCUUUGCUGUCGGCUCCGGUCGCGUCCCCUGGCGCCCUGGAGCCGCGGGCGGCGUCCAAGGGUCCGCCCGUGGGCGUCCCGGGCCUGCUGAGCCUUCCUCCGGAGCUGCUGCUCGAGAUCUGCGCCUACCUAGACGCGCGUCUGGUGCUCCACGUCCUGCCGCGCGUGUGCCACACGCUGCGCGACCUCGUGCGUGACCAUGUCACCUGGAGACUACGCGCGCAGCGCCGCGUACGCGCGCCCUACCCAGUGGUGGAAGAGGAGGACUUUGACUGGCCGACGGCCUGCAUUGAGCUGGAGCAACACCUGUCGCGCUGGGCCGAGGACGGGCGCUGGGCUGAGUACUUCUGCCUGGCCGACGGACACUUUGCUUCCAUCGACUCCGUGCUGCUGCUCCAGGGUGGGACGCUUUGUCUGUCAGGCUCCCGAGAUCGCAACGUCAACCUGUGGGACCUGCGGCAGCUCGGGGUGGAGCCCAGCCGAGUUCUAGUCAAGGCCCUGGGCACCCAGAAGAACAGCACCCACAAGGGGGAUGAUCGCAGGUCUGGUCCGCAGGGCUGGGUGUGGUCGCUGGCAGCGCUGGACCACCGCGUGUGCUCCGGUUCCUGGGACAGCACGGUGAAGCUCUGGGACAUGGCGGCAGACGGGCAGCAGUUUGGCGAGAUAAAGGGCAAGGCGGCCGUGCUGUGUUUGUCCUACCGGCCUGACAUCCUGGUGACUGGCACCUAUGACAAGAAGGUGACCGUCUACGACCCCAGAGCGGGCCCGGCGCUGCUGAAGAGCAGGCGGCUGCACUCCAGCGCGGUGCUGGCGCUGCUGGCAGACGACCGUCACAUCAUCUCAGGCAGCGAGGACCACACACUCGUGGUGUUCGACCGCCGGGCCAACAGCGUCCUGCAGCGACUGCAGGUGCGCCCUCCCCUGCGGCCGGGAGGGACGGGGGCUGCGGCCUGGCCUGGCCUGAGCUGCCGUGUCCCGCGUCCCUCCCACAGCUGGAUUCCUACCUGCUCUGCAUGUCCUACCGGGAGCCCCAGCUCUGGGCUGGUGACAACCAGGGCCUGCUGCACGUCUUCGCCAACCACAGUGGCUGCUUCCAACUCGUCCGGGUCUGCCGGGGCUCUUGCCCCUUGCCCAACCGUCCCUGGGCCUCCUCCCUACCUCUCGACCCCUGGGUGGUUGUCGGGCUGGCGUUGGGAGAGCCCUUACCUGAGUGUCACCUGUUCCUCUUUUCUGCAGUCCUUUGACGUGGGCCACAGGUCUCAGAUCACAGGCAUCAAACACUCACUGGGGGCCUUGUACACCACGUCCACCGACAAGACCAUCCGGGUGCACGUGCCCACGGAUCCACCGAGGACCAUCUGCACCCGAAGCCACAACAAUGUGCUAAACGGGAUUUGUGCCGAGGGCAACCUGGUGGUAGCUGCCUCUGGGGGUCUAUCGCUGGAGGUCUGGCGGCUGCAGGCCUGAGCAGGCGGACGUGGAUGUGGAUGUGGGUCUGCCGGCCCGCAGGCUGGGCCAGGGCUUCUGUUCUCGGGGGACCUUCCCCCACGCCGGUGCCGCCUCCGCCCUGUCCCAACGGCCUGGGGCCCAAGGAGUCCGGGCCACGGU
Molecule: messenger RNA, 1831 nt
Organism: Prionailurus viverrinus (fishing cat)
Lineage: Eukaryota; Metazoa; Chordata; Mammalia; Carnivora; Felidae
Gene: FBXW9
Product: F-box and WD repeat domain containing 9
Exons: 8
Coding region: 74-1690 (538 amino acids)
Cellular component (GO): preribosome, large subunit precursor
Molecular function (GO): protein binding
Source: RefSeq, a predicted model, not a curated record